This is a messenger RNA of Pogona vitticeps (central bearded dragon), 2949 nucleotides long. RefSeq names its product cyclin and CBS domain divalent metal cation transport mediator 4 (gene CNNM4). Gene Ontology annotation, cellular component: plasma membrane. Gene Ontology annotation, molecular function: magnesium ion transmembrane transporter activity; sodium ion transmembrane transporter activity. The record is from RefSeq and is a predicted model, not a curated record. Lineage: Eukaryota; Metazoa; Chordata; Lepidosauria; Squamata; Agamidae. Gene Ontology annotation, biological process: magnesium ion homeostasis; magnesium ion transport.
UCCGCCUGGCCCGCCGGGCCCCGUGAUCCUGGGCAUGAGGCUGGCCCACAGCAGCCGGCCGGCCCCGGAGAUCCAGGACUACGGCAUCCUCCAGGUGCUGGAGGGCACCGAGAUCCAGCUGCGCCUCUACGGGCUGCGCAUGGAGGACGCCCCCCUCUACCAGGUGGUCUCCUUCUCCGAGGUGCCCGAGGGGGGAGGAGGAGGAGGAGGAAGGGGCAACCUCACCACCGCCGGCGGGGCCAAUGCCAGCUGCUCGGAGAAGAGCCAGGACCUGGUGGUGCAGCCGCGCCGGGGCGAGAGCCGGGAGACCUCGGCCGUGGUCUUCGUCAAGGUCCAGUUCCUGCGCAAGGCGGAGAAGUCCAAGCUCUACGUCCUGUGCACCCAGCGGGGCGGCCCCGGGCAGCCCUGGCAGCCCCUGGAGGGCGAGGACGCCUUCCUGAAGGUGGUGGAGGAGAAGAAGCACCUGCUCCCCCUCUGGCUGCAGGUCAUCCUCAUCGCCUUCCUCCUGAUGCUCUCGGGCAUGUUCAGCGGCCUCAAUCUGGGCCUCAUGGCCCUCGACCCCAUGGAGCUGCGCAUCGUCCAGAACUGCGGCACCGACAAGGAGAAGCGCUACGCCCGCAAGAUCGAGCCCAUCCGGCGCAAGGGCAACUACCUGCUCUGCUCCCUCCUCCUGGGCAACGUCCUGGUCAACACCACCCUCACCAUCCUCUUGGACGACCUCAUCGGCUCCGGGCUGGGGGCCGUCAUCGCCUCCACCGGCGGCAUCGUCAUCUUCGGGGAGAUCGUCCCGCAGGCCCUCUGCUCCCGCCACGGGCUGGCGGUGGGGGCCAACACCAUCAUCCUCACCAAGUUCUUCAUGCUGCUGACCUUUCCCCUCUCCUUCCCCAUCAGCAAGCUCCUGGACUGCGCCCUGGGCCAAGAGAUCGGGACCGUCUACAACCGGGAGAAGCUGGUGGAGAUGCUGAAGAUCACCGAGCCUUACAACGACCUGGUCAAGGAGGAGCUGAACAUGAUCCAGGGAGCCCUGGAGCUGAGGACCAAGACGGUGGAGGAUGUCAUGACCCCGCUCCAUGACUGCUUCAUGAUCAACAGCGACGCCAUCUUGGAUUUCAACACCAUGUCGGAGAUCAUGGAGAGCGGCUACACGCGGAUCCCCGUCUUCGAAGAGGAGCACUCCAACAUUGUGGAUAUCCUUUACGUCAAGGACCUGGCCUUUGUCGAUCCGGACGACUGCACUACCCUGAAGACCAUCACAAAGUUCUACAACCACCCGGUCCAUUUCGUCUUCCACGACACCAAGCUGGAUGCCAUGCUGGAGGAGUUCAAGAAGGGUAAAUCCCACCUGGCCAUUGUCCAGAAGGUGAACAACGAAGGCGAGGGCGAUCCUUUUUACGAGGUGCUGGGCCUGGUGACCUUAGAAGACGUCAUUGAGGAGAUCAUCAAAUCGGAGAUCCUGGACGAGUCAGACAUGUACACGGACAACCGCUCCAGAAAGCGAGUGAGCAAUCAGAAGCACAAGAGAGACUUCUCGGCCUUCAAGGACAACGACACAGAGUCCAAAGUGAAGAUCUCCCCGCAGCUGCUGUUGGCUGCUCACCGUUUCCUCUCUACAGAGGUGACGCAGUUUACCCCAGCCCACAUUUCGGAGAAGAUCCUGCUCCGCCUGCUUAAGCACCGGGACGUCAUCAACGAGCUGAAGUUUGACGAAGAAGACAAGAGGGCCCCCCAGCACUUCCUCUUCGUCAGGAACAAGCCCGCCGAUUACUUCAUCCUCAUCCUCCAGGGAAAGGUAGAAGUGGAGGCUGGCAAAGAAAACAUGAAAUUUGAGACUGGCCCAUUCUCUUAUUACGGGGUGAUGGCCCUGAAUCCGGUUGUCAUGACAGCUCCACCAGACAUUCCCCAGCGCUGCCCGCCUAUUAAACACCGAGGGUCUUUGUUUUCCAGGGUGCCAGUUUCAGAGGCACGUUCCCCAUCUCACGUGAGUAAUCUCAACCGCUCGGCGUCCCUCUGCUACCACGAGCGCUCCGAUUCCCUCUCUUCCACCUUCAGCGGAAGCAACAACCAGCUCAGUGCCAACGUCAGCUCGCAGUACGUUGCGGAUUUUAGCGUCCGAGCCCUCACGGACCUGCAGUACAUCAAGAUCACGCGCCUCCAGUACCAAAACGGUCUCAUGGCUUCCCGGCUCGAGAGCUGCCCCCAGUCUCCAGACAGCGGCCCGCCAAGGCUGGAGAUCUCUUUGUUGGAAAAGAGGGACGCCCCCAUUUUAAACAACGAGACGACCAGCCUGAUGAAUGAGAAGAACUGCCAGCAGCACAGAUUGAACCACAGCCCUUCCGACAGUGUGGUCUGACCUCGGUCCCCAGGCGACCGAGCCCUGCCCGGCUCGCCUUCCCUUCUCUUCCCUUCCAAAGACACGUCAGUGCCCACAAAAGGAUAACCAUCCUGUGUCUACAAACCUCAGGUAGCAGCGGCAGCGCGGAGGGAGAAACGUCCCUCCCAACGCAUCCUGGUGAUGUUUCUCUUGAAGCCUCCCGCCCGGGGGUCUGACCCUCUGUUUCCCGACACCGGGACGGAUUUUUUUUGUGAUCCAUUCAGGUCCGCGGCCGGACCCUGGAAGCAGGGCGCUCCGCUGCCGAAUCCCAGGAAACCGUUUCUGGCGAAAGGGAAUCCCAGUCGCUGGCAUCAAAAGUCGGCUUUGGUUCUCAGAGUCCCCUCAGGUCCGCGUUGCGGCUGGGAUCUGGAAAAAGAGGAGGUAGCUACUGGAGGAUAUUUAAAGGGAGUUUCCUUGCUGCUGUUUUUCUAUGCCGGCUUUUAUUUUUUUGGUCUUUUUUUAAUUUAAAAGAGAGAGAGAGAGAAAUGGAGAUGAAGCCACAAUAUGUCUCAGGCCGGUGUGAAAGGGAACGAUCCCAUUCUGGAAGUUGGCCUGAUUCUGGAUUUAUCUUCUCCCCC